Insectozyma verbasci is the source of this 1449-nucleotide messenger RNA. The record is from the annotation of a GenBank genome assembly. Lineage: Eukaryota; Fungi; Ascomycota; Pichiomycetes; Serinales; Debaryomycetaceae.
AUGAAGUAUUUUAUUUUAUUCAUUACUAUAUUUGUUAAAUUUACAACUUCAACAACUAAUUUUGACUAUGAAUCAUGGGAUACAAGUUAUGAAGAAGAUGAACGACCAUCAAUAUCUACCAAUUUAGAAAUACCAUCAUUUAUCCCCUCAUUACGACCACCACCACCAUCAGUAGAUCUUGAAAUUGAAAUACCAUCAAAUUGUAAAUCAGAUAAUUUUAAAAUCACUUCCUUGGAAGAAUUGGAAAAAAUUUCAAAUUGUGAAAUUUUAAUUGGUAAUUUACAUAUUUCGAAUUUCAAAUAUCCAAUAAUUACAUUAAAAUUGGAAAAAAUUUUAGGUAAUUUAACAAUUGAAAAAUCUCCAGAAAUUGUUCGUAUUGAAGCACCAAAUUUACAAAUUAUUAGUAAUCAAUUUUCAUUAUUUGAAUUGACUAGUUUAUCAUUAAUUUCAUUCCCUAAUUUAAAAUGGGUAAAUGUUUUAAAUUGGACAAUUUUACCUAUAUUGUCUAACGUUAAUUUUAAUCAUGAAAUUGAAGGGAUUGAAAGUAUUACAAUUUCAGAUACUAGUUUGACUGGAUUUAGUGGAUUUCUUGCUGAUUCUUUAAGAUUAUUGGAUAUUAAUAAUAAUAGAUUUUUAGAUGUUAUUGAAUGUAAUGUUGAAGAAAUUGAUUAUUUAAGAGUGGGUGCAAAUUCAAAAAAUGUUCGAGUUUUAUUUCCAAAAUUACGAAAAAUUUAUAAAUUAAUGGGUAUUUUAAAUGUUGAAAGUAUUUAUAUGGAUGAAUUAGAAGUUGUUGAAGGUUCAAUUAGUUUAAUUGAUAAUUAUUUUCAACAAAUUAGAUUUCCAAAAAUUUCAUUAAUUAAGGGAACUUUAAGUUUAUUAAAAAAUGAUCAAUUAAAUCAUGUCGAAUUUCCAAAUUUAAAUGAAAUUGAAGGUGGAUUAAUGGUUAUUAAUAAUACUUUAAUUGAAAAUAUUAAUUUCUUUUCAAAUGUUAAUAUUAUUGGUGGUGCAUUAGAAUUAAUUGGUUCAAUUAAAGAAAUUACAUUUAAACAAUUGAAAUUAGUUAAAGGAAGUGCUAUUGUUAAAUCUACUUCACCAUAUUUUGAUUGUCAAAAAUGGUUGAAACUGGAUAUUAUGUUGAUUGUAAGAGGUGGGAAAUUGGAAUGUACAAAUGCGAAGAAUGAAAAGACAACAUCAAGAACAAAAGAAGAUGGAAGUGGAUUAGAUGAGAAAAAUUUGAGUGGUAGAGCAAAAAGUGGAUCAACAUCUUUAUCCUCUUCAAGAUCAACAAGUUCUGGAAAUAAGUUAGAUGUUGAUUCUGGUCAUAAUAAUCAUCAACAUUUAGAUGAUCCAAUUACUACUACAACUUCAGAUUCAAAUGGAUUAACAUUGGAUUUAAAAUUUGAAAUUUAUAAUGUAAUUUUAUUAAUUUUGAAUUUAUUAUUUGAUUAA